GGGUGGGAGGUCAGCUGGGGGAGUUCCUUGCAGAGGGAACAGCAAGUGCAAAGGCCAUGAAGAGGGAACAAGUUUGGCUUAAUACAAUAGAAGAUUCUAGAAGGAAUUGAUUGUGGGGAUUUGGCCGUGGAGGACUUGUGGGUGGCAUUCUAGCUGGCCUUAGAGGGUGGGCAGGGGGUUGACAGUUUGGAUGGGGAAAGGGCAUUCCCAGCAGAAAGAACGGCCCCAGCAAAGGGCUGGGUGGUUCUUUUGGAUCCCUUCUGUGCUGGGAGUAGACAAACCGUCCAGCAGCCCUGGGCCACCCUGGAACCCAAAGUCCGGCGACUCGGAAAGAAGCUGUCCCGAAAGUAGGGGAGAGGUCAAGGCAGAGCUGAGGCAUCCCAGACUUUGGCCUUUGCCCACUGCCAGCUGGAAAAGCACAAAACACCGAUAAUGGUCUCUCCUCCCCCUCCCCAGUCCGUCCAAUGUCACUGGCCCUUAACCCUGUCCAUUCGCCCUGCUCACCAAUCAGCACCUGGAGGUGGGCUGGGAGUUCUGGGGGGACUAUUUCAGCAUCCUUAAGGGUGGGGACAGAGCCACAGAGAGGAGUGAGCUGGCCCUGCAGCGCUGGUUGUGGGGUGGGUGCCACCUCCAAGCAGAGACCUGGGAAGUGGCUGGUGGAAGAGCUGGGCUCAUGAAUGGGGAUUUAGCAGCUUCUGGAAAGAUGGCUUCCCCCACCUGUCCCACGGGUCCCAUGGACAGCCUGGAGCUCCUGGAUCUCCUUUUCGACCAGCAGGACGGCAUCCUGAGACACGUAGAGUUGGGCGAGAACUGGGACCACCCUGAGGACCAGCAGGUCCGGCUGGACCCCGACCCCAGUGACUUCAUCACCUCCAUCCUGGGCUCUGGAGACUCGGUGCCCAGCUCCCCGCUCUGGUCCCCUGCGGCCAGUGACAGUGGUAUCUCCGAAGACUUGCCCUCUGACCCCCAAGACACCCCUCCACGAAAUGGACCUCCCAACACCCCUGUUGGCUGCCACCCCACUGAGCCUGGCAAGGGGCUGUGCCCCUCCUAUCAUCCUGGCUACCCCUGCCCCUCCAGGCCCCUGGGGCCAGUGACACCAGUGCCCGAGGCCUCCGUGGCCAUAGACCUGGACAUGUGGAGCCCACAAGGAUGCCUCUAUCCUGAGGAGAGGACGGAGCUGUCAGACUCACUCCCACGCUACAACCUCACCGUGAAGGAGCUCCUCCUCUCUGGCAAUAGCGGGGACCUGCAACAACAUCAUCUGGCAGCCCCCCACCUGCUGCGACCUGGAGCUGGGCACUGCCAGGAGCUGGUGUUGACAGAAGAUGAGAAGAAGCUGCUUGCCAAAGAAGGCAUCACCCUGCCCACUCAGCUGCCCCUCACCAAAUAUGAAGAGCGAGUGCUGAAAAAAAUCCGCCGGAAAAUCCGGAACAAACAGUCGGCCCAAGAAAGCAGGAAGAAAAAGAAGGAAUAUAUUGAUGGUCUGGAGACUCGAAUGUCUGCCUACACCGCCCAGAACCAGGAGCUGCAGAGGAAGGUCUUACAUCUCGAGAAGCAGAACCUGUCCCUCUUGGAGCAGCUGAAGAAACUCCAAGCCCUCGUGGUCCAGUCCACUAGCAAGUCUGCCCAGACGGGCACCUGCAUAGCGGUGCUGCUGCUCUCCUUCGCCCUCAUCGUCCUCCCCUCCAUCAGCCCUUUCGCCACCAGCAAAGCAGAGAGCCCUGGGGACUUCGCGCCUGUGCGUGUCUUCUCCAGAACACUGCAGAAUGACGCUGCCUCCCGCGUGGCUCCCAACGCUGUGCCAGGCUCCGAGAACCCAGGACCCCAGCCCGAGGCUGGCGCACACCGAGAAGGGUCUCCAGGCAGCCCCGGGGCAGACUGGGGCUCCAGGGACACGCCAGAGCUGGAUAACUCAACGCUGCUGCCAGGCAACUCUACUUUGGCCCUGGACAACUCCACCCUGGUGCUGGGCAACUCGGAGGAGGUGCUGGGCCCGGCCGCCCUGCUGGACUGGGCCACACCUGAAACAGGGCCCAGGCCCGGGCGUGUGGGGCUGGAGGCGGCAGGGGAGGAGCUGUGA
Loxodonta africana (African savanna elephant) is the source of this 2083-nucleotide messenger RNA. RefSeq names its product cAMP responsive element binding protein 3 like 3 (gene CREB3L3). The record is from RefSeq and is a predicted model, not a curated record. Gene Ontology annotation, biological process: regulation of transcription by RNA polymerase II. Gene Ontology annotation, molecular function: RNA polymerase II cis-regulatory region sequence-specific DNA binding; DNA-binding transcription factor activity, RNA polymerase II-specific. NCBI's taxonomy places the organism in Eukaryota, Metazoa, Chordata, Mammalia, Proboscidea, Elephantidae. Bases 674 to 2083 code for a protein of 469 amino acids. Gene Ontology annotation, cellular component: nucleus. The transcript is spliced from 11 exons.